AUGCAACGAUUGUGGAAGCUGAAGGUGGACUGGGAUGAAACUCCCCCUGGUGAGUUGAUCAAUGACUGGCCAUUGCGAGUCUACCUGCACGGCUACAGUGAUGCUUCCGAGAGGGCAAUGGGCGCUUACAUCUAUAUUCGCUCAGUCGAUGAAACAGGAAACUAUUCAUCUCAUCUUCUUUGUGCUAAAUCAAAAACCGCACCAAUCGGAAACGGAAGGUCUACGAUACCUCGCUUAGAAUUGUGUGCUGCGGUAAUAUUAGCUCGUCUCAUCAACAACGUCACUGCAACGCUGUCGAUACAAUUCCACGAGAUUCGUGCCUAUAGUGAUUCACAAGUGGCUUUGGCAUGGAUAGCUGGCGGUGCCUCAAGAUCGAAGACAUACGUCGGAAACCGCAUGGCGGAGAUCGCAACCCUCUUGCCAUCUGAAAAUUGGUAUCACAUCGGCACUCACAGCAAUCCUGCUGACAUAAUAUCUCGUGGUGCUCUCCCCGUUGGUUUACAAGGAAACAUCCUCUGGUGGCACGGCCCAGACUGGCAACACUCGUUACCGCUUCCAGAACUCAACGUCGCACAAAGGCAGCAAGUCGAUCGCGAACGAAAGUCGGUGACAGUAAGUCUUAUGAUAGUAUACGAAAAUUGCUUUUUGAAUGAGAUGUUAGCUCGAUACUAUCCGAACAAACAAAUGCUGCUGCGAGUCACCGCUCGUCUUUUAAGAUUUGGUUCCCGCCGUCCUGGACGUUUGACAGCUGGGGAGCUGGACCAUGCCCUUAUGAUUUAUGUACGACACACGCAUCAGAAGCACUUUUUGAACGAUAUUAACCGGUUGAAGGAAGGCAAGAGCGUACACCGUGGAAGUUUUGUCUACUUGUUGGAUCCUUGUUUGGAUGAUAAUGGUCUCCUCAGGGUGGGCGGCAGGCUUCGGCAAUCUAAACUAAGCUACGACAUGAAACAUAAGCUGCUAUUGCCACGCCACUCCAUUCUGACAUCUCUAAUAUUACACGACGAACAUGUUCACAAUCUGCACUGUGGACCACAAACCCUGCUGGCUAUUUCUCGACGGUGA
Molecule: messenger RNA, 1065 nt
Organism: Topomyia yanbarensis
Lineage: Eukaryota; Metazoa; Arthropoda; Insecta; Diptera; Culicidae
Exons: 2
Coding region: 1-1065 (354 amino acids)
Source: RefSeq, a predicted model, not a curated record